AAGAACAACAGUUUCAGAACAGGGUCAAGAUGGAUACCACAGAAGAGCCUCAGAAAAAAGUCUUUAAGGCCCGAAAAACAAUGAGAGUAAGCGAUCGGCAACAACUUGAGGCUGUCUAUAAGGUCAAAGAGGAGCUAUUGAAGACAACUGACGUUAAACUGUUAAAUGGCAAACAUGAAAAUGGAGAUUCUGAUCUAAAUUCCCCUUUAAGCAACACAGAUUGCAUGGAGGACAAAAAGGAGGUUAAUGGUUUAGUGGAUAUAUGUCUUGACCCUGAAGAAGGGAGAACUGAAAGUGAGGAAAUCUCUCAUGUCAAAAGUCCUGAUGUCAGGGCAGAGAACAAAGAUGGUGACUUAGAUUGCAAACCUGAAACAUUGUCUCCAGAGAACGUUAUUUCUGAACAAGAGCAGGAGGACCCUAUUAUUGCUUCAGUCUCUGAGGGUGGAAAUCAGGUACUUGAUAACAAAAAAGAUGAUGACCUUCACGAAGAACACAGAAUAAAAGAUAGUUUGGACCAAAGAGAGACAGAGAGCCCAUCUGAAGGUGAAAGCAAAGUAAGCGGUGACGUUAAUGACUCUUCAGAAGAGAAAGCAGAAACAAAUGAAUUAGCUGUUAGUUCUGAUCUACCUGUUGAAGAAGAAAAAAGUGCUGAAGAAGAGGUUGUUGAUGAAGAUACUGUUGGAGAAGAAGCUAUAUCUAGCAGUAUGGAAACCGACCAGGAACCAAAGGAUGAAGGAGACCAAUCUGCAGAACUUCCAGAAACCACCAUUGAAAAGUCACUAGAAGAACCAAGCGAGAACAUCUUAGAAAACACAGACUCUAUGGAGACGGAUGAAAUAAUUCCAAUUUUGGAAAAGCUGGCCCCAGCUGAAGAUGAACUAUGUUGUUUUUCUAAAACUUCCCUGCUUCCAGUGGAUGACACAAGCCCAGAUUUGGAAGAUAAAAUGGAGAACUCUUUGGGUUCACCAUCCAAACACGAAAUCAGUGAAAGUUUGCCCAAAGAAGCUUUCUUAGUACUCUCUGAUGAAGAGGAGCCGUGUGGUGAGAAAGAGGAGGAUGCUGAAGUGGUACUACCAAACAAGACAAGUCCUCCAGAAGAGGUGGAAGAGGAGGAAAAAGAAAGCAAGGAACAGGAUAACGAGAGAGAAAAGGAGGAGCACAAAGAAGAAGAAAUACAUCCAGAAAAAAGUGAAGUGUCAAGAAGGAAGCGUUCCAAAUCAGAGGAUAUGGACAACGUACAUUCUAAACGUCGACGGUACAUGGGAGAAGAGUAUGAAGCAGAACUCCAAGUAAAAAUUACAGCCAGAGGGGAUAUUAACCAGAAGCUGCAAAAGGUCGUCCAGAGGUUGUUAGAGGAGAAACUCAGUGCCCUGCAGUGUGCUGUAUUUGACAAGACUUUGGCAGAUCUGAAAACACGAGUAGAGAAGAUAGAAUGUAGCAAGAGGCAUAAAACUGUGCUUACUGAACUACAGGCUAAAAUUGCUAGAUUGACAAAACGUUUUGGAGCAGCCAAGGAGGACCUGAAGAAAAAACAGGAAAAUCCACCAAACCCACCUCUGUCUCCAGGGAAAGCAGUGAGUGAUACAGGCAGCAUCAGCAACCUAACCUAUCGAAAUGCCAGCACAGUGAGACAGAUGCUGGAGUCCAAGAGAAACAUAGGAGAGAGCACAUCAGCACCUUUUCAACCCCCCAUGAAUGCAGUGUCUGCUCCCAGUCUUGCUGCUCCUCAGACAGUGGUCAGUGGACAGCCCAAACCUCAGACUCCUGUGACCUCCAGCUCCAUGACAACAUCAGUUCUCCCUACAGCCAACACAGCUACAGUAGUUGGCACCACACAGAUGCCCAGUAGCAACACUCAGCCCAUGUCUGUCUCACUGCAGUCUUUGCCAGUAAUUUUGCAUGUUCCGGUUGCAGUAUCCUCCCAGCCUCAGCUCCUGCAAGGCCACACAGGGACUUUGGUCACCAACCAGCAGUCAGGCAAUGUUGAAUUUAUAUCUGUACAAAGCCCUUCUACUGUUGGUAGCCUUGCCAAAACUCCAGUGUCUCUGGCGUCUACUAACCCAGCUAAACCAAAUAACAGCCCUUCUGUGCCCAGCCCUGGUAUUCAGAGGAACUCUCCGGCCAGUGCUGGGUCAAUAGGGACAACACUGGCAGUACAGGCUGUUUCUACAGCACAUCCUGUUGCCCAAGCCACAAGGACUACUUUGACCACAGUGGCUACUUCAGGACUGUAUAAUCCUACCAGCAAUCGGGGUCCCAUACAGAUGAAGAUCCCACUCUCUGCAUUCAGUAGUCCAGCUCCCACUGAACCAAGCACCAUCACAGCACCUCGAGUUGAGAGCCAGACAAACAGACCACCAACUGAUGCUUCAACAAAUAAGAGACCAAUUGAGAGCACAGCACAGAGUGGGAAGGUCACAGGCAGUGACUCAGGAGGUGUCAUUGAUCUCACCCUGGAUGAUGAAGAUGAUGGCUCUUCCCAAGCAGAUGCCAAGAAGCAGAAUCAGUCGGGCGUGUCUGGAAUGGGUCUAUCCUCCCAGCCCUUGGCUCGCCCACUGCAGCCUUUACAGGCGACUCCUCUGCAGCAGACAGGUGUGCCAACAAGUGGGCCUUCCCAGACCACCAUACACGUACUACCUACAGCUCAGACAACAGUGAAUGUAACGCAUCGUCCAGUGACUCAGGGUGCUGCUAGGCUCCCCAUACCGAGAGCCACUGCUAACCACCAAGUGGUCUAUACUACCCUUCCUGCACCACCAGCUCAGAAUCCAGUGAGAGGUGCCGUCAUGCAGAGCCCUGGUUUAAGGCAGGUCAGCCCACAGAGUGCAGGUUUGACAGUGCGAAUGCCUCAAACAACUGCCUAUGUUGUGAACAACGGGCUAACACUUGGAUCUGGAGGCCCUCAACUCACGGUGCAUCACCGGCCACCACAGGUGCAUGCUGAGCCGCCACGUCCUGUGCACCCAGCACCACUGCCAGAGGCCGCACAACCACCACGCCUGCCCCCUGAAGCUGCCAGCACCUCCCUGCCUCAGAAGCCACAGCUGAAGCUGGCACGAGUGCAGAGCCAGAAUGGUAUUGUACUGUCAUGGAGUGUCAUGGAAGUGGACCGGAGCUGUGCCAGCGUGGACAGUUACCAUCUGUAUGCUUACCAUGAGGACCCGAGUGCCACCAUGCCUUCCCAGUGGAAGAAGAUUGGGGAGGUAAAGGCCCUCCCGCUGCCUAUGGCAUGCACUCUCACGCAGUUUGUAUCUGGCAGCAAAUAUUACUUUGCAGUUCGGGCUAAGGAUAUUUAUGGACGCUUUGGACCUUUCUGUGACCCCCAGUCCACAGAUGUGAUCUCUUCCCAGAGCAGUUAAACCAGAGACCUUUGGAGCCAUUAAAACUUUCCCACUAUCAAGAGUGACUCCAGUUUGGGAUUUUAAUCCCAUACAUGAAAUUCACUGUUCAAUUCACUCUCUUUAGGAUUAUUUUGGACAGCCCUGUGUGAUACACUACAUCUAUUGAGAACCCAAAGCAAAAUUUAAUUCUCA
This is a messenger RNA of Emys orbicularis (European pond turtle), 3533 nucleotides long. RefSeq names its product activating transcription factor 7 interacting protein (gene ATF7IP). Lineage: Eukaryota; Metazoa; Chordata; Testudines; Emydidae. The record is from RefSeq and is a predicted model, not a curated record. The transcript has 15 exons. Bases 30 to 3359 code for a protein of 1109 amino acids. Gene Ontology annotation, cellular component: transcription regulator complex; nucleus. Gene Ontology annotation, molecular function: transcription coregulator activity; protein binding. Gene Ontology annotation, biological process: regulation of DNA-templated transcription.